Molecule: messenger RNA, 2293 nt
Organism: Clunio marinus
Lineage: Eukaryota; Metazoa; Arthropoda; Insecta; Diptera; Chironomidae
Source: the annotation of a GenBank genome assembly
GAAUUUAUUUAAUCCGAACUAAGUAAAAGUGAAAUUUUUCUACACAAAUGAAAAUAGAAAAACUGAAGAUAUUUGUACGAAAAUUAUUAUUAAUAUGUCAGAAAUCAAUAGAUUAGUUUAAAAGAAGUCACAAAUAAUUGAAGACUUUGAUUAAAAACAAUAAAUUGAGUGAAAUAAAAAUUUAAUUAGUUUUUGUUUACGUCGUAAAAUCGAAGAUUUUGUGAACAGAAUUAAGCUGUAAACGUCGUGUACUCAACUGUUGUACAAACUACCUGAUAAAAUGGUUGGAGAUAAUUGAGCGAGAAAGAGUCGCAACAUUAAAAACUUUACGUUAGACAUUCCAUUAGUCACUGGGAGAGAAUCAACAAGUUAAAAAUUGCUUUGCUUCGCGAGUGCAACUGUAUAUGAAAAAAAGUGUUAAACGCCUUUAAUAAUGGCUACAAGAAAUCGAAAUUUAACGGAACAACGUGAUGAUUUCCUGUUGGAAACUAACUUUGACGACGACGGAGCUUUAACUCGAGCACAUUUAAACAAUAAUCGACUUGCAAAUACAGCUGAAAAUCGUCCGAGAGCUUAUCGAUCAAAUUAUUCCAUCGACAGAUAUUCAGAUGCCGCCAAAAGUUACAAAGAAGGUACCUGCUGCAAGUCAUGCAUGACCCGAAUGCCGUUCGCAACAUUAAUGGCGACUGUUAUGAUGUUGAUUGGUGUUGGAAUAUUUUGUGGCACAAUGUACCGUGGUGCUUCACUCUCAAUCAUCAUGUUCGAUCAUGUUUUCUACAUGAAACUUAUAUGGAUUGAAGCAAUUCAGAUAAUUUUCCUGUGCAUUGCGGCAUCAAUGGCUGCUCUAGGUUUUAUGAUUCUUUUUGUGGGCUUCCUGGCAACCGGCGCAACUCGUCAUAAAGUUUAUCGAUCAUGGGGAUCAAGAUUAGUUGGUAGAGUUGUUUGUGCUGUUUUUAUGGUCAUCACUUACAUCUUGAAAAUUAUUUGGAUCGUCAUUUUGUGCUUCCUUAGCAUCGUCACAUUUCUUUAUACAAUUUUCUGGAAAAUGUGUCAAAGCGAACGAAUUCAAACCCACAAAGAUUGCAUUGAUUUGGAUCAAUUUCGUUUCAUGUUUCCAGCUGAUCUCCGUGAAGAAGAUUACAAAGUUUGUGGUGAAUAUGAAGUGAAAGCUUUUUGCAAAGAUGGAGUUGAAAAAGCUGAAGUGAUGUUCAUUCUUGCGACAUUGUCAUGUCUUCUCAUCAUCUUAAGUUUAGUUCAUUACCUGAUGUGUCUCUCGGCUAACUAUGCUCAUAUUCGUGGUCACGAAAAGUUCCAAGAACUUCAGGAAAUGCAAAACUUGACUGAAAUGGAGUACAGUGCAGCAUCGAAAGAUCGAUUCUAGUAUAAGAAGAAAGUUCAUUGGAACUUAGAACGUGAAUUUGAUGUUUAGGUGGAUAAUGGCUGUCGCAAUGCAACAAGAUGAGUUACAAUUAAUAACAAAAUCACUUUUUUCUGUGCAUGCCACGUAGGAUUGAAUGUCUUUAGUUAGUAAUACAAAAUCCGUCCACUUCAAUUGGAUUAUUAAUCAUUCUGUUCAAAAUUUUUCAUACAAAAAGAAGAAAAAAAUGAAACUCUCACCACCACCCCCGCAACAAAAUCAUUCCCACACGAUACUUUAAAACAGUGAUUCUUAAAUUGUAUGCAAAAGUAUUAGAAAAAGUUAAGAAUUGGUUAAAAAUUAAACUAAAUCUUAAAAUGUUUUUCAUCUUCACUUUGUUAGGAGUAAAACGAAAAGGUUUGAGAAUCACUGGUGUAAAAGGUAUUUUAAAACUUUUCAACAAAUUAAGACGAAAAAUGUUCUCGUAGAAUUGUUAACUGCAAAUUUAGAGGUAUAAGAAUUAUUCCCGUUGUCGAUUUAAUAAAAAAAGGAAAGAAAAUUGUACAAUAAGAUGCAGAAAAUUUUGGAAAAUCGUGAAAAGUUAAUCAAAAUAAAUAAAAUAUGUUAAGCAAGAUGAUCAUAAGCUUAGUCAGAAAUUAAGAAGUUUAAAAAGUUUAUAAUCAUAUAACAAAAUCUUGAAAUUAUUCUUAAUCUUUCGAAGUUUCCUUUAACUGAUAGUAAAACUUUCUGUUAGGUAAUUACACAAUCAAAGAUCAAACGUGGCAGCAAUAAAUGCAAAUUAGUGGAUGAAUACAAGAUUUAUCUAAUUAAAAUCGUACAAAUAUUUAGAAAGUUUCCUUUCAUAUCGACACGGACAAAAAUGUAUUGUUAAAGUGCGUAAAAUUAUCUAUAAAAUAAAGUUAAUGAAUUUGAAGC